CCCUACAGCUACCGACUGUGAGACAUUGCCCCCUUUCUUUUACAGUUUCGACAUUUCUUUCUGAUAAUCUAUAUGCUUCGUGUUCAUUUUUAAAUUUAGAUUAUAACUUUGAUGAGAGCGCUUUCUCAACACAGUUGCUGAAACUAAAUUCUUUCGUACGCAAAUGUUUAAUCUGAAGGUUGGUCCAGAAAGGAAUUUUUAAAUGUUGGCUUGCGAUGCCACGGAAAGCCCGGAGUCAGAGGUUUCAUAGACCCAAAAGACGCAUGACGCAUGCUCCAAAAGAGGUGCCAGAAACGGAUGAAGACAUCAAUGAACCACUGCAGCAGUCCCUACCGGAACAACCAUCUCCGGGUCUCGUCAACCCUGUGGAAGAGUCUUCCAGUGUCUUCACUCUUGACGCCUCUUCAGGACCUGCACCUUCUUACAUUGAAGUUCCUUGCCCCAGUGCAGCAUCAUUGUCUGCAGCACUGCGCAAGCUUUCCAGUCUGCUGCCAUCAGACUGGAUAGCUACAGCAGAUAAAAAGGGUUUUUAUGUUAUGCUCCUAAGCUCUGGUGGUAUAAAAGUAAUUUUAAGGCAGGUCUUUGUCUCAUUUUUGGGUAAUGCUUCCGUUCAUGUGCAAUGUUACCCCUGUCCCCUUUUUGAUGAAGUGUUCAGUUUAUUGCAUUCACCCAAGGUUUUUUCCUUAAAUUCAUUAGAUGAAUUUUGUCAGAGUGUGUUGGCUUUGGUAGAGAUUGUUAUUCAGUACACAAAUUGUGUCGGUCUUAAUUAUCUAGAUGUCCAGAAGGUCAGAGAUAAUCACCCAGAAGUACGCAUUGAUUCGUACCCAUUUGUAGAAGAGGGUUGUAGAGACACAUGCAGAUCAACUUCUUGUGCUCUGCUUGUACCUCGAGAAACUGAUGAUGUAAGGUGUGAGGCUUGUUUAAAUCUGUUAAAAUGGGUUCAAGAUAGGGUAACUGAGGAACUGUAACAAAAAUAAGAAAAACUUUUGUGUGUGAAAAAAGGCAUUAUUUUGGAAAGUAAGCAGCUAAUCAUCACAUAUUAUUAGUGUAAUUGAAAUAAAAUAAUAUGAAAAGAUCAGUAAAAAGAUGAUUGAUUGGCUCAUUGAAACCUUUUAUUUUCUUGAAGACUACUUACUGAGUUGAAGUUCAUAAAACCUUACCUUUUUAAAAUGUAAAGUGCUGAAUUAGAUUUAUGUCUCACACGCCUUACCUCACAGCCAUAUUUCCUAACAAUCCAUAUACUGUAAAUUUUGAAAGUGACAUUCCAGCAGCGACUAUCAGCAUUUUUUUUUGUAAGCCACAACAAAGUUCUAAUCACGAUAA
Molecule: messenger RNA, 1323 nt
Organism: Thrips palmi
Lineage: Eukaryota; Metazoa; Arthropoda; Insecta; Thysanoptera; Thripidae
Exons: 3
Coding region: 216-968 (250 amino acids)
Source: RefSeq, a predicted model, not a curated record